GUGGGUGCGCGCAGGCGUGCGCCAUGACAAGCCCGCGCCGGCUCCGAGACGACCCCGCGACGUGACCGAGACCAGGCGACACCGCACCGCGCGACCCCCGGCAGCAGCCGGGAAUGGAGGCCUGCUGCGCGAUCACAGCUGCCGAGGACCUUGUGGGCGACCAGAUUGUCCCGGGCGGCGGUCGUUGGGGUGCUCCACACGCCGCCGGCCUUGUCGACUCCUGGUUUCAGAUGCAGACAUCUGAGCUAGAGUCGCUGCUGUGUAAGCAGGAGGGCGCCUCACUCGCGCCCGCCCACAUGGACCUUUUCGACGGUGGAACUUCCUCACGCGACGAUGCAUUCCUCCGGCCUGCCCUAUGGGAGGACAUCGCUUCCUCCAUCAGAAACAUCGACCCCGAGAACGCGAACAUGCUCGCGCCACUCGGUUCCACACACGUCAAGCUGGAAGCUGACGAGGCGCUCCUGGAGGAGUGCGCCACCCCGCUACUCAGUCCCCUCGAGAUCAAGACGGAGAGGCUUUGCGCGCCUCCCACGUAUGCGCAUCCGCAGCCGCCGCAGCACCAGCCGCCGCACCAGCCGAACACCUCGUUCGCCAAGUACCCGCCCUCGCGACUCGUGUACAUGUCCCCGCUGACGCCGCCCAGCUCCGAGCAGGGCAGCCCCGGCAACACGAUGCAGGGCGCAGGCCGGCGCACGCCGCCCCCGCCGUAUCACCCGCCACCGCUGCUCAGAGCGCCGCACGUGCCUCCGCAUCCUGGCCCGCACCAACAUCACCAUCCACAGUUUGUUCCGAUGCAGCCGAUGGCGCCGGUGCAGGUGGCGCCGCAGCCACCGCCGCCGCCAGUACACCACACACCGCUGCAGCACGCGCGCCUGGCGCCGCCUCACCACGUCAAGUACAACCGGCGGAACAACCCCGAGCUCGAGAAGAGAAGAGUGCACCAUUGUGACUUCAUAGGUUGUACCAAAGUCUACACAAAAAGUUCGCAUCUAAAGGCGCACCAGCGGAUACACACAGGUGAGAAGCCGUAUACGUGUCAGUGGCCAGAGUGCGAGUGGCGGUUCGCGCGAUCUGACGAGCUGACGCGUCACUACCGCAAGCACACGGGGGCCAAGCCAUUUAAAUGCGCCGUCUGCGAACGCUCAUUCGCACGCUCAGACCACUUGGCACUGCACAUGAAGAGGCACCUGCCCAAGACGUCUAAAUGACACACGAGGAGGGGCGGGGAUCAGCCGCCCGCUCCACACAACACUCAGGAGGAGUGCAGUGAGAGCAUCUUCCUGGAGUGUGACCUGGACACUACCCUGAUGGACACGUUCUACGGCGUACUGUGACCGAGCACGGUGCUCCAGCUCAUCGGCUCACUACCAUGUCAACCAUGCUUAUUGUAUAUUUUGUUAAAGCGAAGCUGACAACACCCCACGAACUUCAAGUGUCAUUGACAUUCAAACGACUGUUAAUAAAGUUUCCAGUGAAUAUGGUUUAUAAAACAAAUCUUCCAUCGUUAAAGAGUGAUGGUACUUAAUGUGAGUAAGUAGUUAAGUACUCGUACACAACUAUCAGUUAACCAUAAAUAUACGAUUCUCGCUAUAAAGUCACAAUACGUACAAUACAACAGCAUUACCAAGGAAAUCGCUUUACAUAAUAUAUACCUUAUUAAUUGUAAAUGACUCAAUUAGUCAUGUUAUGAUGUAAAAUAAAAUGACAAAUGUUUUAAUGAAGCGAGGUUUACGACACCGUUGCUAAAGGCUCUCGUUGCUUGAGUCUUGCUUCAAUCGCUGGAGCCCAGAAGAAUUCCGAUUGGCUUAUUUAAACACCAUGCACUCAGUGUGCAAGUGAAACAGAACUUACAAAUGCUAAUUAGUUCAGAUCCGAGUCACGCUUUAUUUUGUUUUAAAGUUCACCAAAAUUUUUUGAUAAGUAUAAUUAUUAGAUACUUACAGUUAGUAUUAUAAAAUUAAUAUUUUUAAUAGAAACCAUAACAUUUUGGAGUAACAUGGCAGGGUAAAACAUAAGUAUACCUUUUGUUUCCCCACAUUAAAAUUCUGGUAUAGAAAAACAUUAAAAUUAAGAGAUUCCUAAACUAAUUGCUCACUACAACAGCAACGGUGUCGAUGAAAAACUUCGUGAAUUAAAAGCUCUAAGUAUUCAUUAGAUAUGAUUAGUUAAUUUAUAGUAAGUUAAUUAAUAAGAGAGCAAGGAAUAUCCAAGAUAUUAUCUUUUAAUAUUAUUAUUGCGUAAAUAUCAGUAAGUAGAAGUAUGUUAGUCUUAAUGUACGGACGCAUGUUUCAAUGGUACGAUCUCAGUGUCGAAGUUGUACAAAUGUAAGAAAUAAUAUUUAAAAAGUAGGUUUCUACUAACGAUAAGACCCGUGCCUUUUAUUGAAAUGGAACGAUAGAUCAAAAAUAAUAUCUACAAAUCUACAAUAAACCACAUAGUAAAUACUUAAAUAUUAAAUUAUGGUUAUUAAAUAACUCUGACUGUGAGAAAGACGUGUCUAUGCAAUGUCUUGCAGUAGCUUUAUGGCUGACAACAGAAAUUGAAUACUGACUUGUAAUUGCGACUCUCAUAAAGACUACAUUCAUAAGCUUUAUAACUGAAUAUAUUAUAUUAAGUAACGUCGUACUCUAUGACCUAAGAUCGUAUUAUUGGAACAUUCAAAUUUUACACUUUCUAGUCUCGAUUUAUUAAAGUUUGUUUUUUUUUCACAUUAUCAUAUCAUCAACGGAUAGCUAAACAAUUGUCUGGCAAAAUGAAGCAACAAGUUUGUUUCAUCAUACAUAUUUUAUAAUUGAUAAUAAUAUGUAUUUAUUUUAUAUUUUCUAAUAUAUUAACAGUUAAAAUAUUAUAGAAAAUUAAUAACGUAGCGCCUAAUAUAAUGUUAACUUGUAUCUUACGAAGUGCUUUAGGCAGUUUAGUAAGGAAUAUAUUGAAUCAGCCUUAUUGCCUCCGUCCAGGUGUUUGUACGCUCGCUACGGCGACAACCGGCCACACAUUUUAUACCUAAAUCUUAUAAUAUUUACUAUAACGCAUUUGCCAUCUUGAAUAGUCACUAGUAUUUUGGGCUACUCUAAGUUAUGCUUACCUAUCCUGCAGUUUAAAUAACAUUAGGAGAGUUCUUAUUAUACGUUGCUUUUUUAUGACUUUUUCUUCGAUUUGUAUCGGUUAUAAAGACUUAGUACCUUUGUACAUAUUUGUAAUCGUCCAUUAGCUUUCAAUAAUAUCUGUGUUCCAAAAUGAAAUUGAAUCAUUCUAAUGUUAUUUUUGAUGCAGUGUUUUCAGAAAGUAGGAUUUAAUUAAUAUUUAGCCUUAUAUUUACAAAAAUGUAGUUUCAUUUUCAUAGCGUUUCUUGCCUCUAUUUAUAAAUCAGUGUAACCAAGCCUGUUAACUUGAAGUAACUACGAUAGCAUACUUGUAUUUGAUGAUGCUCCACAUCGUAUAUGUAUAAGUAUAUGUACCUAUAUAUUUACAAAUAUAUUAUAUAGGCUUCUUACUUUAUUUACUACACUUAGAAGUACAGGAAACUACAAAAAUAAGUAAUGAAUAUUUUUAUUGGUUGAGUUAACACUGUACAGUUAUGAACUCGGCUGCUAUCAACAAUUUACUUAAAAGGUAAAAAGACUUUCAUAAGUAAUGUUUUGGUAGUUAUCUGUACUUCCCCAGUGCAAUAAAGAUAUUUAAAAGAUUUUAUCAUAACCCACACUUCACAUCCUUCAUGUACCAUAUAAGAUCUCCAUAAGUAAUAAAAUCGGAGCUAACAUGUGACACCCACGCACUGUAAUCUUGCCACUGUUUCUUGCAUUUAAUUUUACGUGUAUAAACUUGUGCGAACUUUUGUAACUUUGUGAAAAUGGAUCCAAAAGGUAUUUUGUGCUAUAAUUUUAAAUCUAAAAAACCUGAUUGUCGUAUAAGAAUAACCUCUAGUCCGGAAUGUAGUUUUUUCAAGAGGAAUUUAAUGAACUAGAGACGAAUGACUUUAUCGUAAUGCCUUUUGAAACAUUACACAAUUAAAUGAGGCCUUAAUAUUAUAGUGACUUGCUGUACGAGUAGUCGAUAACUGUAUCAUAAGCAAGACGAGACAACAACUAAACGUAGAUGUUAAGGCAGAUGUAGUUGUGACGAAAGUUCGUCUGUGCUGACUUUCUUAAACCGAAUAAUUGCCAUAAACAUGUCGGUAGAUGCCAUAUUUUUAAUUAAAACUUAAUUUUAGUUUUAUAAAAAUCUGUAGUUAUAAGCUCGUUUUUCUGUAUAAAAAUCGUACCUCACUAUGUUCUGUUCUUGCUUAUUCUUUAUAAGUAAGUAUUUACUAUGGUUUCAAUUGCUGCUUAUUAUUAUGCGAUUUUGUUUGUAUCUUUUUUCACGUGUAAUGUUUAUUUUUAAGUGCAUAGUUAAGUACGUUGACUAAGUCACAAGAUAAUUUAUUACCAAUGACGUGUUUUUAAAUUCUUUUUAUAUACCUAUUUUUUAUAGUUGAGUGUAAAAAGUUGAGAUAUAUUAUAUUGAGAAAAUAGAUAUGGAUUUAAUGUGUUUAAAUAUAGUUUGUAGAUUUUGCCAGAAGUGUGAUUUACUAACAUUUUGUUAUUUGCCACUUAUAUUGUCAUAAUUAAUUUGUUCACUGUACCAUUUGCAGUUUUAUAGAGAAAACAUUGCAGUGUUUGUCACCUUAUUUGUGUGAAAAUAUUGAACUCGAAGUAUUUUUAACAAAAUAUCCCAUUUCUUUUUCGUAUAUCUUCUUAUCAAAUCACAAAUAGUACUUUUUAGGAGACAAUAUAACAUAGGUGAAUACUUUUUUAUAUUACUAGAUAUUUAUAAUUGAUGUGGUUUUUUUUUGCAAUUAAGAAGUAAAAAUAAGAACACAAGACGUGAUAAAGACUGCAACUAUUGCUCUACACACAACACAAUACAAUAAAAUACCUUGAAAAUCGAAAAUGCCUUCGAGCUAUGGAUUGAAUCAUAAUGUAAUAUUUUAAUUAGUAUAUUGUACCAUUGAUGUGUCUUAUACAGCUUUAACAUUGUACAAAGUAUUAUUAUAUUGUGUAAAAAAAUGCCUUCGUAUAAAGAGUUCAUUAAUAAUAUUCGCGUAUACACAGCGUUGGUGGUCUAUAGUCGACACGUAAGCGCCGCGUAGCCGCUGCGUAAGCAAUAUUAAACGUAGCAUAGCCACUGCGUAGUAGAUACGUAACGUGUGUGUAGCCGCUACGCAGUAGAUACGUAGCGCCGUGUAGCCGCUGCAUAGUUAAUACGUAGCGCCACGUAGCUGCUGCGUCGUAGAUACGUAGCGUUACGUAGCCACUGCGUAGUCAUUACGUAGACGCCGCGUAGCCCAGCGUAGUCGAUACGUUGAUAUCGUUUAGCACUGCGUAGCUGGUACGUAGGCGAAGCGUAGCCCUGCGUAGUCGAUUCGUACGCGCAGAACAAAUCCACCGCGUAGUCGAUGUCGUAUAAGUACGUAAACUCUGUGUGUACGCAUUAAUCUUAAAUAAAUAAGCUGUAGUUUGUCUAAUACCAAUAAAAUCAUAAUUGUUUGUUUAUCAAUUAUCACACACUUAAUACGAAGGCACACUGGUUACUAUAUGAACUAUCUUGUAUGAGGAUUAAUCUUUAAAACAAUCCAUAAUAUAUAACAUUUAAAUUAUUUUCAACGUUGUCACCCUACUUGAAGCCAUACUAUUUUAAGCAACACACAUCUAUUUCGCACUGAUAUCAAUGGUACAAGAAAGAUCGUAGUCAUACGUAUAACAUGCUUAUCAUUCACUUUAUAUGUGUACCAAGCAUUGUGCCACCAGACAGUAACUUAUGUUACAAUAAACUUCACAUUUCGGAACAAAUUAAAUUUAGUCACAUUUA
Messenger RNA from Spodoptera litura, 5847 nucleotides. RefSeq lists its product as uncharacterized. Gene Ontology annotation, molecular function: DNA-binding transcription factor activity, RNA polymerase II-specific; RNA polymerase II cis-regulatory region sequence-specific DNA binding. The record is from RefSeq and is a predicted model, not a curated record. Gene Ontology annotation, biological process: regulation of transcription by RNA polymerase II. Lineage: Eukaryota; Metazoa; Arthropoda; Insecta; Lepidoptera; Noctuidae.